Rotaria socialis is the source of this 420-nucleotide messenger RNA. NCBI's taxonomy places the organism in Eukaryota, Metazoa, Rotifera, Eurotatoria, Philodinida, Philodinidae. The record is from the annotation of a GenBank genome assembly.
AUGAAAGAUGCCAUCGUAAUUUUCAUAUGCUUUAUCCUUAUUAUUCUCUUCGGUUUUUCGGUUGCUUCUUGGUCUCUCUUGACAACUAAGGAGCAAGUCAUUUGGCCCAAUUCGACUAAUGAGUCAUUCUCCAAUGCCACUGUAGUGGUUCAAGGUGCCGAUGUAUCGUCUAGUUGGCAAUUAUUGCGAGAUGUGUUCAACUGGGGUAUUUGGAAGGUGUUCGGACAAGUGGCCGAGCCAUAUAACGACGCUGUUAGUGGUACGGAUGAAGUUAUCCCUUUUACUGUUGUGGAGAAAUACCAUAUCUAUUCCUAUUGUUUCAGAAAACGACGCCUAUGGCACAUUUGUUUUCUUAUUUUCAAUUGGCUUCACCGUGAUAUCCAAUGUACUGCUUCUGAAUGUGCUUAUCGCGAUGUUUAA